AUGAGCCAGCAGUGUGCCCAGGUGGCCAAGAAGGCCAACGCUAUCUUGGCCUGUAUGAGGAACAGUGUGGCCAAUUCAUCAGAUGGAAGUCUAAAAGCUUCUACGCAUUAUGGGACAAUAGAUGUUUAUGUCAGUCAAUUAAGAACCGUGGAUCUGAAAUCCGAGAAAGGUUCAAUUACUGUCAAGGUACCUGCUUCUCUCAAAGCCUAUUUACAGUUGUCUGGAAGAAAAGUAGAUGUGAGCUCAGAGAUCCAGUUAAAAGAAACACAGAGUGCCUCCAAAGACAACCAUGUAACUAUAAGUGGUCACAUGAAUCAAAGUGAUGAAAUGGACAAAUGGAUUAAGGCUGACACACAAAAUGGCAAAGUGUGUCUUAAAAGCCAAAGUUGGAUCCAGUCUGUCAAGCUGAAGAGUUCUUAAAGGUGAAAUAGGCCAAAGAAAUUAAAUCAAGAAAUUGUAAACUGUAAAAUUAUGAAACUUUGUGGAUGUAUAUUCAUAAUGUAAGAGAGAAACAAUAUUAAAAAUGAGGGUGUUUCAACCCAAGGUUUGCCCUGACAGUGGCUGGUGCUUAACAGGUCGCGUUUACUUUUAGUGCCUUUUAGGAAUGACAAGAUCUUACAUAUUCAGAAUUUGUGUAACUUGACCCACUUACCAUGUCAGUGUAAAAGCUGGUACUUUUGAAACAAAAGUUUGGAAUUGUUUAAAAGGAAAAAGCUUUCUCAAC
Molecule: messenger RNA, 724 nt
Organism: Apaloderma vittatum (bar-tailed trogon)
Lineage: Eukaryota; Metazoa; Chordata; Aves; Trogoniformes; Trogonidae
Gene: FAM185A
Product: family with sequence similarity 185, member A
Exons: 4
Coding region: 1-420 (139 amino acids)
Source: RefSeq, a predicted model, not a curated record